GUACAGUGACGUUUCUGACGUGUCCAUAUUCAAAAAUUGUAAAACUUACAUACAUAUUUUGUUUAUUUUUGCGGAUUUGUUAGCAUUGAAGAUGAGGAAGCUGAAGGGUCCCGUCAAAGAGACAGCUAGGCAGAAAAGGGAAAGAAAACAAGAAUUCGCGAAAAUGCGAAAACAAAUACAUACGAUUGUGUUACCAACUGUCGUUGUAAUAUUUUUAUUAAUUUGUGUGUACGUGUAUAUUAAAACUCGACCGUCGACGAUGCACGACGCAUAGCAGUAACUUUAUUAUGUAAAUAGAAUAUACAUUCUUGACUUAUUCUGGGGGUGGUUUUUCAAGUUGUGAUUGGGACUCAAUGUGGUAGCAAGUGAGAGACUUUGUGCUAUAUGUUUAUACUAUGUUUAUUACAGAAACAUUCCAAGUUUUACCAAGCAUAUCAAGGUGUUGUUUAAUAAAAAUAUUUAUUGAAAUAAAAACAAAAAAAAA
Bombyx mandarina (wild silkworm) is the source of this 484-nucleotide messenger RNA. RefSeq names its product single-pass membrane and coiled-coil domain-containing protein 4. NCBI's taxonomy places the organism in Eukaryota, Metazoa, Arthropoda, Insecta, Lepidoptera, Bombycidae. The record is from RefSeq and is a predicted model, not a curated record.